Molecule: messenger RNA, 1359 nt
Organism: Anopheles funestus (African malaria mosquito)
Lineage: Eukaryota; Metazoa; Arthropoda; Insecta; Diptera; Culicidae
Gene: Vsp37A
Product: vacuolar protein sorting-associated protein 37A
Exons: 3
Coding region: 291-1241 (316 amino acids)
Biological process (GO): protein targeting to vacuole; ubiquitin-dependent protein catabolic process via the multivesicular body sorting pathway; protein targeting to membrane
Cellular component (GO): ESCRT I complex
Source: RefSeq, a predicted model, not a curated record
UCGUCCCAUUCGACGCAACAACCCUGCACAAUUCAUUCGAAGUUUGUCUGGGCAAGUUUUUCGAACACACCGUUCGGUCUGAAAUUUGACGUAUGGUGUAAAUAAAGAAACAAAAUGACGUCACAAACGUAACCAAAACAAACCAAACUUUAUCAUCGUUUCUUUAGUGCUCGCACAAGUUCUGGUGUGUAAAUCAAAUUACCGAUAAUAAAUGCCCUUCUCCCCGUAGGCCGCGUUGGGUUUCCGGUGCUGAUUCAUUUACACGCCCAAGGAUAGUCACAUUCGAAACGAUGCGUAAACGGCAAAUCGAUACACUCAAGAUAUUCAACCACAACGUACAGGAGGUGAAAGAAAAUGAAGAAUAUUUAGUCAACUUUAACUGUGGUGGACGAGAAAUCGCCAUCAACAUACUCCUUGGAAGUGGUUUCCCGAAUGAAAAGCCAAAGCUUAUAGUGAGUCCCAUUCUUCGCCAUCCGUGGGUUAAUGGAACGACAGGAGAAAUAGAUAAUGCGCCCGGAAUACUGAAUUACACCAUUCAUUCUGAUCUUGGAAGGAUAGUGCAAGCGGUCGGAAGGGAAUUCGAAAAGCAUCCUCCAAAGUUCGUUAACGAGCCUACAUCCACACCGCAGCACCAUUCCCAACAUCAUGCACCGGUAGCGCAUCAGGCAUGCCGUAACGGAAACGUGCAAGAAUUCGGUUCCGAUAAUCGUAACACGCUGCUGUCACCAUCACACGAAUCGGAUCAAUACGGUUUGCGAAACCUCACCACCGAUGAGCUGAACCGGUUAAACACGGACGAGGACUUUCUGGAAGAGUUCAUUACAAAACUUCCUUUCGUGCAGCACCAGAGCGACGAAAUGGAUCAACUGCUGGCAGGAAUAGAAUCGCUUGCCGUGGAAAAUCUUGCCCGCAAGGAAGCAGUCGAGGAGCGCAAAUCGAAGGUGGAAUCGUUGGCACUCGAGUUCAAGGAUCUGGGCCAGCAGUGGGAAAGCAUGAACCAGCGCUAUCAGCGAAAGGCGGAAGAUUUUUCCCCACAACACAUUAAGGAACUGUUGCAGAUCGCUGUAUCGACGGCGGACGGUAAAAGCGACGACGAAGCACAGCGGUUUCUCGCUGGACAAAGUGACGUUGGCACCUUCCUGCAAAACUUUAUCGAAUCCCGCAAACUGUACACGAUGCGAAAAGCCAAAGAGGAACGAUUGGUUCAGCAACUGACCGCGCUGGAGCGUGCCGCCUUUUAAGGUGAAAUGAUAUUAACAAAAAAAUGCGUUUUUCUUGUGAUAUUCCAAAACGUAAAAGGUUAUACAUAUUAUUAUAAAAAUAAACAUUCUAAACGCGAAUGAAACGUUCCUAUGAUAA